Pediculus humanus corporis (human body louse) is the source of this 1197-nucleotide messenger RNA. RefSeq names its product mitochondrial ribosomal protein var1, putative. The coding region runs from base 1 to 1197 and encodes 398 amino acids. The transcript has 3 exons. Lineage: Eukaryota; Metazoa; Arthropoda; Insecta; Psocodea; Pediculidae. The record is from RefSeq and is a predicted model, not a curated record.
AUGACGACGGAUUUUUACGAUUCAUUAGAAGAUUUAACGAGUAAUAAAUUUUUUUCAACGGAUUAUAUAAAUUACCCUUAUAUUAAUCCCGAUCCAUUAAUCGAUAAUAAUAAUGAUAAUGAUAUUGAUAAUGAUUUGAAUAAGUGUCAAGAUGAAUAUAACGAUUAUUAUGGCGACGAAAGUUCUCCGGAUUCAUAUGCUUGUAAUAAUGAUUGUGAAAAACUUUCGGAAAAAUCAAUGGAUUGUUUUUUACCUAAAAUCGAAAAAAAAGACGAAUAUAGAAAUUUACUUUUUCAAAAGAAAAGAAUAUAUAAAGAUACGACGGCAUUCAGACAACAAACAAUAAGAAACGCGAAUAAAAAUAAAUCGUUUGUAUCAUCGUCGACGGUGUCGCCAUCAUUAGUCAAAAAUGACGAUAAGAAAAAAAUUAAAAAAGAAAAUCAAUUCCUCGAAUCGUGUUUUGAUAAAUAUUUAGAAGAAGGAUCGAAUUAUAAAAAAAAUACAAAUCGUACUAAUAGUAAUAAUAAUUUAACGGAUGCUAUGAAAAGAAUACUUUUGGAAAAACAUAAAGAAAAUUCGGAAAGGAAAUAUUUAUUGAAUAAUUUAACCGGAAGUAGUACGAAUAGUUUGACGAGUCGUAAAACGACGGAUUCGAUAAAAUUACCCAAAGUAAUUGAAAAUAAAAAAACAAUAAAUAAAAGUUUUAGUAACAAACUACAAACGAGUGAAAAAAAUUAUAAAAUAAAUCCCGUGAAAGUAAACGUCGAUACAUCGAAAUCGAUAAAUCGAUAUAAAUCCGAUAUUUCUGUAUAUUCGACGAAAAAUAAUAAUUUAACGUAUUUUGAAAAACAUUUAAAAGAAACCGGAUAUAAUCCUUUAUUUUUAAGAUACGAUUAUAAAAAAUGUUUGUCGGAUACAAACAGAUCAAAUUUUGGCGAUUCCAAUCUCGGUGAUUUACCGGAAAUAUCGAACAGAACUUUUCCAACAUCGUCAUCGAAAUAUGGCGGCGACGACGACGACUUGAAAAGUGCUAAAAUAACAGUUUCCGAUAGCAAAAGCAACUUGAAAAUAAUCGGAAUAGGAAAUUCACCACAUCAAGGUAAAAAAAUGAUGACGACUUCCGUUGAACGUUCAUCGAGGAAAAGUCCUUCGCAUUUGUGUACGAAUUCGACGACGAGUUUAACGAAGGUGACGUAA